AUGCUGAGAGCUUCUUUUACCCAACUGGCGCGUCGCUCCUACGCGUCCGCUUCCAAGUCUCUAACAAUUGGUUUAAUUCCAGGUGAUGGUAUCGGUAAAGAAGUGAUUCCUGCGGGCAGACAAGUUUUGGAGAACCUUUCCAGUAAGCACGGUCUGAAAUUCGACUUCAUCGACCUGCAGGCUGGGUGGCAGACUUUCCAGGAAACUGGAAAAGCGCUGCCAGAUGAAACUAUCGACAUCCUGAGAAAUCAGUGCCAAGGUGCUCUGUUUGGCGCUGUGCAGUCGCCAACUAACAAAGUUGAAGGCUACUCGUCACCCAUUGUGGCUCUGAGGAAAAAGCUUGGGCUAUAUGCCAACGUACGUCCCGUCAAGUCCGUCUUGCCACAAGAGAGACCUGUCGAUAUGAUUAUCGUGAGAGAAAACACCGAGGAUCUGUACAUCAAGACUGAGAAAACCUACAUUGACGAAAAAACCGGCACUCGUGUUGCUGAGGCCAUCAAAAGAAUUUCAGAGACUGCUACCAAGAACAUCGCCAACAUCGCUUUGGAGAUUGCUCUGCAAAGGCAGAAGGUUAACGGAGAGGCCACUUUGACUGUUACACACAAGUCCAACGUGCUUUCUCAAAGUGACGGUUUGUUCAGAGAAGUCUGCAGACAAGUUUACGAAAGCAACAAAGACAAGUUUGGCUCUAUCAAAUACAACGAACAGAUUGUUGACUCAAUGGUUUACAGGAUGUUCAGGGAGCCAGAGUGCUUCGACGUUAUUGUUGCCCCCAACUUGUAUGGUGACAUUUUGUCCGAUGGUGCUGCUGCGCUCGUGGGUUCGCUUGGUGUCGUGCCAAGCGCCAACGUUGGCUUCGACUUUGUAGUCGGAGAGCCAUGUCACGGUUCUGCCCCAGACAUCGCGGGCAAGGGUAUAUCUAACCCUGUUGCGACCAUCAGAUCCACCGCCUUGAUGUUGGAGUUUAUGGGCCAUCCAGAAGCUGCUCAAGACAUCCACAAAGCUGUCGACGCAAACCUGCGUGACAACUCUAUCAAGACACCAGACCUUGGCGGCAAAUCAACUACCCAACAAGUAGUCGAAGAUGUUCUCUCCAGAAUGUAA
Messenger RNA from Lachancea thermotolerans CBS 6340, 1104 nucleotides. RefSeq names its product homoisocitrate dehydrogenase (gene LYS12). The transcript has a single exon. Gene Ontology annotation, biological process: tricarboxylic acid cycle; isocitrate metabolic process. NCBI's taxonomy places the organism in Eukaryota, Fungi, Ascomycota, Saccharomycetes, Saccharomycetales, Saccharomycetaceae. Bases 1 to 1104 code for a protein of 367 amino acids. Gene Ontology annotation, cellular component: mitochondrion. The record is from RefSeq and is a predicted model, not a curated record. Gene Ontology annotation, molecular function: isocitrate dehydrogenase (NAD+) activity; magnesium ion binding; NAD binding.